UUGUAUCUUUAUGAUUUGUUUGAUAUAGCGCAGAGAUAUUGUUUAAUAGUCCAUCACGUGAAACAUUCUCUUUCCGGUUAACGGCCAUAGUAAACAAGGCCUGAAGAUGAAGUUCAACAAGAUGGUGUCUUCCUCCAGGAGGAAGAAUAGGAAGCGUCAUUUCAAUGCUCCAUCACACAUUCGCAGGAAGAUGAUGAGUUCUCCCCUGUCCAAAGAACUUCGUCAGAAAUACAAUGUUAGGAGUAUGCCAAUCAGAAAGGAUGACGAAGUGCAGGUUGUCCGAGGUCACUACAAGGGGCAGCAAGUAGGAAAAAUUGUCCAAGUGUACCGUAAAAAGUUUGUGGUGUACAUUGAGAGAAUCCAGAGGGAAAAGGCCAACGGAGCAUCUGUUCAUGUCGGAAUUCAUCCCUCCAAGGUUGUUCUCGUCAAAUUAAAGAUUGACAAGGAUCGCAAAAGAAUUUUGGACCGCAAAGCUCGGUCAAGACAAGUUGCUGAUAAGGGAAAGCAUACUGAAGAAAGCAUUGCUAUGGACUCGUAAUAAAACACAAGGGGAGAAAA
Ostrea edulis (European flat oyster) is the source of this 558-nucleotide messenger RNA. Its product is annotated as 60S ribosomal protein L26-like. The coding region runs from base 107 to 538 and encodes 143 amino acids. NCBI's taxonomy places the organism in Eukaryota, Metazoa, Mollusca, Bivalvia, Ostreida, Ostreidae. Gene Ontology annotation, molecular function: structural constituent of ribosome; RNA binding. The record is from RefSeq and is a predicted model, not a curated record. Gene Ontology annotation, cellular component: ribosome; cytosolic large ribosomal subunit. The transcript has 4 exons. Gene Ontology annotation, biological process: ribosomal large subunit biogenesis; cytoplasmic translation.